UUUACAUUGGAGGAAAUCUGGACUUGAAGCUAAGCUCCUCACUGAAGGAAGCUGCUGCUGCCAACGCCCGGCGAAGCAGACAGCGUUGCCAAGAUAUAGAGAGAUAUUGCUAUUGCAAGCAUAGUCAGAGAGCACAGAGAUGCAGACUAUCAAAUGCGUUGUGGUCGGUGAUGGAGCAGUGGGUAAAACAUGCCUUCUGAUUUCAUACACCACCAACAAAUUCCCCUCCGAGUAUGUGCCAACAGUGUUUGACAACUAUGCAGUAACUGUAAUGAUAGGUGGUGAACCAUACACCUUAGGCUUGUUUGAUACCGCUGGUCAGGAGGACUACGACAGGUUACGACCACUAAGCUACCCUCAGACAGAUGUUUUCUUAGUCUGUUUCUCAGUUGUUUCACCCUCCUCUUUUGAGAAUGUUAAAGAAAAGUGGGUUCCAGAAAUAACUCACCACUGUCCCAAGACCCCAUUCCUUUUGGUAGGGACUCAGAUUGACCUGCGAGACGACCCCUCCACAGUGGAGAAGCUAGCCAAGAAUAAACAGAAGCCAAUCACCCCGGAGACAGCAGAGAAGCUGGCCCGGGAUCUUAAGGCGGUCAAAUACGUUGAGUGUUCAGCCCUAACGCAGAAAGGAUUAAAGAAUGUGUUUGAUGAGGCAAUACUUGCUGCCCUGGAGCCUCCUGAACCUAAGAAAAAGCGUAAAUGUGUACUGCUCUAAGUAUCGUCCAGCCUUGGCUCGCCACACCAGCUUGUAAAUGUAGGUUGACGGUAUUGAAGAGAUCCAGUCAUUGCUUUAGCUGGAAAAUCACAUUCCAAAAUAAGUUGAGAUAUGAAGUACAUGGGUCCUGUUAGACUCAGUCAACCAGUCCACAUAUGUUUGAAGUGUUGAACGUGAAAGGUGACGUUUUUAGCAGUGCUGUUGGAGAUGAUUUGAGAUUUUCAUACAUGACAUGAACACUGGAUAGUUUAAAUGGAGCCAUUUAAUAUGAGUUAUCAACAUUUGCAAAAACACUUUUGACUACAGUAUGUUUACAGUUCUUAAUUUUGGUAAUAGUAUAUGCUUACAGCUAUACUAAAACACUUAUAUAUCUUAAUAUGGUGUUUUCAUGGAACCACUGUUGACAUAAUGUUUGAGUAGUGCUAAUGAACUUACAUCACUGGCAGUUGUGUGUCUAUUAUUGAGCCGACAAAGGCACACAGCUCCUGAUAAUGACGAUAGAUCAGUGAGGUGCUCUAGUAAUGUCUUAGUAUUUCCUACAUCUGUUGCUUCUUUAUCUUUUCCAGUGCCACAGUCUUUAUAUCAUUCCCAUUUAAGAUUUUUAUUUGAAAUCUGUAUGCAUCCCUGGUGCUUCAUACUCAGCUUUGUUAAUACUGUAUGUAUGUAUGUGUGUGUGUGUGUGUGUGUUUUUUUUUUUUUUUUUUUAUAAAUCCCCCAUCACUGGUGUACGUUUUGGCAAUUAAAAUCCAGGGAAAGUCAUAGAAGUCGAAAGUUGUUGUUUCCAAACCUGGACAAGUUGUGAAAAUUAUAAACUUAUGAAGAUUUCUGGAGAAACAAAGGAAAUGUUCUUGUUUAUCAUGAUUAUUUUUUUUCCAACUUGGUUAAAUCCUCCUACAAACCAAAUCCUGCACUCUUGGCAGUGUGGCAAAGUAAGCUUUGGAGGAGUAUGACAUCUGGAGAUUGUGCUCCAUGUUCUAGUUUGCCAAAUCAAAUCAGGAGGACACUCAUCAAGAGAAAAAAAACCCCCAAAAAACUGAAGAUGCUCACACAUAAGUGGUAAAUGGAUGAGAUUGUAAAAAAAAAAAAAAAAAAAAAAAUUGCACUCCAUUGCUACAUAGUCACAUUUUUUUGAUUGACAUUUGACUUGUUUUAGUGGUAAAAUAUAGCCACAGUUCAUUCAUAAUUGGAUAAGGAUUAAGCACAAAUCUAUACUGUUGGCUGGUGGUUAAUGAGGUUGUGGUAAUGUGUUUCCUGAUUUCCAGUGAGCAAAAGUUGCAUUUGCUGAAUUUUGUUGCCUGCUUUUCAUUUUUGAUUCCUGGCCCUUUUUUUUUCUUUUGAAAUCCUGUAGAGACUUUUGACUGAGAGAACUAGUACUGUUUACAGGUCUAACACUA
Myripristis murdjan (pinecone soldierfish) is the source of this 2109-nucleotide messenger RNA. RefSeq names its product cell division control protein 42 homolog. Bases 140 to 715 code for a protein of 191 amino acids. The record is from RefSeq and is a predicted model, not a curated record. The transcript has 6 exons. Gene Ontology annotation, molecular function: GTPase activity; GTP binding. Lineage: Eukaryota; Metazoa; Chordata; Actinopteri; Holocentriformes; Holocentridae. Gene Ontology annotation, biological process: small GTPase-mediated signal transduction.